AUGGAAUAUCAUAAAAGAAAACGAUCUAAUUCUAGACAUAGAAGUAGUAAAGAAAUAGAAAAAAGUCAAUAUAGAAAAAUAGGAAGAGAAUGGGGAGAUAGUAUUUAUGUUAAAAUUGCAAGAAAAAAAGAAAAAGAAAAGAAAGAAAAAGAAAAUAAUAUACUUGAAUUUUAUGAUGAAGAAAUUAAUGAUCAACAACAUCAAGAAAUUGAAUUAUAUGAAUUACUUAAUAAAAAAGAAGAAAGAGAUAAUUGGAUUGAAAAUCAAUUACAAGCAUCAGGAAUUAUUAAAGAAAGUAGAGAAAUUAAAGAAGAAGUUGAAGAUAUAGAAGUUAUUGUUAAAAAAAUUAUUCCACAAUUUAUGGAAGGAAAACAUAAUAAAUUAGAAGAAUCAAAAGUUAUAAUUCCAAUUAAAGAUCCAAGUAGUGAUAUUGUAAAAUUAAUAAAAAGAGGAAGUGAAACAUUAAUUAAAUUUAAAGAAAGAAAAGAAAGAGAAAAAAGUAGUAGAGAAAUAUUAGAAAAUGAAAGUAUAAUUAAAAAAAUAAUAAAAAAAGAAGAAAAUAUAGAAGAAGAUAAAAUUGAAGAUAAAGAAGAGAUAAAUAAAAUUGAAGAAAAAAUUGAAGAUAAAGAAGAUAAAAUUGAAAAAAGAAGAGAAAUUAAAAAAAUAAGAGAAGAAUUACCAAUAUUUUUUAAGAAAAAAGAAAUUAUAAGAAGUAUUAAAGAAAAUCAAAUUAAUAUCAUUAUUGGAGAAACAGGAAGUGGUAAAACUACACAAAUUGCACAAUAUUUAAUGGAAGAAGGGAUUGGAAAAAAUGGAAAAAUUGGAUGUACUCAACCAAGAAGAGUUGCAGCAGUUAGUGUUGCACAAAGAGUUAGUGAAGAAGUUGGAAGUAAAUUAGGAGAAGAAGUUGGAUAUCUUAUUAGAUUUGAAGAUAAAACAAGUAAAAAAACAAAAAUCAAAUUUAUGACAGAUGGAAUAUUAUUAAGAGAAGUAAUUAAAGAUCCAAUGUUAGAAGAAUAUAGUGUUAUUAUAAUGGAUGAAGUACAUGAAAGAAGUCUUAAUACAGAUAUUUUAUUUGGAAUUAUAAAAAGAAUUAUUCAAGAAAGAAAUGAUCUUAAAUUAAUUAUAACAACAGCUACAAUUAAUGAAAAUAAAUUAAUAGAAUUUUUUGGAAUAAUUCCUAUUAUUCAUAUUGAAGGAAGAACAUUUCCUGUUAGUGUUGAAUAUCUUAAAACAACACCAAAAGAUUAUAUUGAAAUGGCAAUAAAACAAAUACUUUCAAUUCAUAUGAAUCAAGAAAAAGGAGAUAUUUUAGUAUUUAUGACAGGACAAGAAGAUAUUGAAGUAAGUUGUGAAUUAUUAAAAGAAAAAUAUAAAGAAAUAAAAGAAGAAAAAAAACAAGAAAUAGAAAUUAUUCCUAUUUAUUCACAAUUAUCAAAUGAAGCUCAAAAAAAAAUAUUUAUUAAAAGUAAUAAAAGAAAAGUAAUUAUUUCAACAAAUAUUGCAGAAACAUCAUUAACAGUAAAAGGAAUUAAAUAUGUUAUUGAUAGUGGAUUAGGAAAAUGGAAAAUUUAUAAUCCAAAAAUUGGUAUGGAAACAUUACAAAUUUUUCCAGAAAGUAAACAAAAUGCAGAACAAAGAAAAGGAAGAGCAGGAAGAACAGAAACAGGAAUUUGUUAUAGAUUAUUUACAGAAAAUACAUUUAAAUAUGAAUUACUUGAAAGUCCUAUUCCAGAAAUUCAAAGAAGUAAUUUAAAUAAUGUAAUAUUAGAAUUAAAAGCAAUUGGAAUUAAUGAUAUUAAUAAAAUUGAAUUAAUUGAUAAACCAAAUGAAGAAAGAAUUUUAAAUUCAAUGUAUGAAUUAUGGAUAUUAGGAGCAUUAGAUGAAAUAGGAAAUAUUACAAAAUUAGGAAAAGAAAUGGUUGAAUUACCUCUUGAACCAUCAUUAUCUAAAAUGGUUAUUAUUUCACAAAAAUUUGAAUGUAUAAAAGAAGUACUUACUAUUGUAGCAAUGUUAACAGUUCCAAAUAUAUUUAUUAGACCAAAAGAAAGAGAAAAAGAAGCUGAUAUAAGUAGAGAAAAAUUUUAUCAACCUGAUAGUGAUCAUAUUACACUUAUUAAUGUUUAUAAUCAAUGGAAAGAACAUGAAGAAAAUGAACAAUGGUGUAAUAAAAAUUAUAUUAAUUCAAAAGCAAUGAAUAAAGCAAAAGAUAUUAGAAAUCAAUUAAAAGAUUUAAUUAAUAAAAAAGGAAUUAAUGAAAUUUCAUGUGGAAGAAAUUUAGAUAAAUUAAAAAAAUGUAUUACUGCUUCUUAUUUUUAUAAUGCUGCUAAAUUAAAAGGUAAAAAUUAUAUUAAUUUAAGAACAGGUGUUCAAUGUUUAAUUCAUCCAACAUCAGCAUUAUUUAAUAUGGGUUUUAAAUCAAAAUAUGUUAUUUAUCAUGAAUUAUUACUUACAACAAAAUCUUAUAUGAGAUGUAUUACUUCUAUUGAAGGAAAAUGGUUACCUGAAUUAGGUGAAAUAUUUUUUAAAACUAUUUAA
Molecule: messenger RNA, 2538 nt
Organism: Entamoeba dispar SAW760
Lineage: Eukaryota; Evosea; Mastigamoebida; Endamoebidae
Product: pre-mRNA-splicing factor ATP-dependent RNA helicase PRP16, putative
Exons: 1
Coding region: 1-2538 (845 amino acids)
Biological process (GO): mRNA splicing, via spliceosome
Cellular component (GO): intracellular anatomical structure; spliceosomal complex
Molecular function (GO): ATP binding; RNA binding
Source: RefSeq, a predicted model, not a curated record